This is a messenger RNA of Caenorhabditis briggsae, 1440 nucleotides long. RefSeq names its product Protein CBR-SPE-8 (gene Cbr-spe-8). NCBI's taxonomy places the organism in Eukaryota, Metazoa, Nematoda, Chromadorea, Rhabditida, Rhabditidae. The record is from RefSeq and is a predicted model, not a curated record. Bases 1 to 1440 code for a protein of 479 amino acids. The transcript is spliced from 7 exons. Gene Ontology annotation, biological process: cell differentiation; cell surface receptor protein tyrosine kinase signaling pathway; protein phosphorylation. Gene Ontology annotation, molecular function: ATP binding; signaling receptor binding; non-membrane spanning protein tyrosine kinase activity. Gene Ontology annotation, cellular component: extrinsic component of cytoplasmic side of plasma membrane.
AUGUCUGGCGUCGAACUUCAACCCGAAUCCACGCAGUCUGAGGAGAAAGAGGAGCCAAAAACGGCUGCGACGACGAUCAGUAGUACGGAAGAGACGAAAACGGAAAAUCCAAAUGUGGCACUGGAUAAUUUGGCAAAAACGCCAAUUCAACUAAUCCUCCAACCAACACCUCAAACACCAGCGAAAACUCCAGAAACCCCGAGAAUCCAAAAAAUCAAUAAUCUCAAAAAAUCGGCAUCAUUCGAUUCGAAGAAUCAGCCAGAAGACUCGAAAACGCCAAAACAACGGGACCAACUGAUUGAAGUGCCUUCAGAUGAAGUGGGACGUGUCGAGAACAACAUUGAUAAUUUACCAUUUUAUCAUGGGUUCAUGGGACGAACCGAGUGUGAAUCUAUGCUGAGCAAUCAUGGUGAUUUUUUGAUUCGAAUGACUGAGGUUGGACGUAGAGUGGCAUAUGUGAUUAGUGUUCGAUGGCACUAUCAGAAUUCGCAUGUUCUGGUGAAGAGAACUAAAACGAAAAAACUGUACUGGACGAAAAAGUAUGCAUUCAAAUCGAUAUGUGAGCUUAUUGCAUACCACAAAUUGAAUCAAAUCCCUUUUUAUGACAAUAUGACCCUUAUUUGUGGUUUGGCUCGUCACGAAUGGCAACUGAACAACGAACAAGUGACAUUGAAUAAGAAAUUGGGAGAAGGACAGUUUGGAGAGGUUCACAAGGGCAAGUUGAAGCCAAAUGUCAUAAAAUUCUAUGGUGUUUGCACAAUGAAAGAGCCCAUUAUGAUAGUGAUGGAAUUUUGUGAUGGCUCUUCACUGGAAGACGUUCUAUUAUCAAAAGAAUCAAAAGUGUCAUCUGAAGACAAGAUACUGUACUUGUUUCAUGCGGCAUGUGGUAUUGAUUAUUUGCACGGAAAACAUGUGAUUCAUAGGGAUAUUGCGGCAAGGAAUUGUCUGUUGAACUCGAAGAAAGUGCUCAAAAUCUCGGACUUUGGACUAUCCGUGAAAGGUGUGGCGAUAAAAGAGAGAAAAGGAGGAUGUCUUCCAGUGAAGUAUAUGGCUCCAGAGACGCUGAAAAAAGGGUUCUACAGUACGGCAUCGGACAUUUACAGCUACGGAGCAUUGGUCUAUGAGGUGUAUACCGAUGGAAAGACACCGUUCGAAUCGUGUGGUCUACGAGGAAAUGAGCUCAGAAAAGCUAUAAUUGGAAAAUCGGUCAUUUUGACGAUCGACGUGGAGUGUCCGGAGUUUGUGAAGGCCAUAUUUGAACAAAGCCGACUUUAUGACACGGAGCAGAGAAUCAGUUCGAAACGGAUUAUUGAGAUUUUUAAGGAGGAAGCCGGCAUGCAUGAGCUGGAUGCCACUGGUUUGUUUGGUCGAAUCGGUUCGUUUUUUUCCAGAGUUCGCCGUCAAAAAGAGGCGGAGCCAUCAGUGCCAAUUUUAACUUGA